AAAAAAUAAUUCCGGAUCUCAUAGAUGAAGCUCCUCUACAGGCUGUAACGGUCCAAUAUAGAAGUCCGUCGUUUAGUUUCGGUGAAAAAGUCACAAUCUACGAUAUUGUAGAAACUCCGCAGGUUGUAAACUGGACAAUAAAAAAAGGCGAGCAGUACACACUUAUAAUGACAGGCUUAGAUGUGCCUAGCCGAGAGGAUUACAAGGAUCGGGAGUAUCUUCACUGGUUGGUGGUUAAUAUACCAGGUCGAAAUCUGAGGAAGGGAUUUCACUUGCCCGAAUAUAAAGGAGCGAUUUAUGAAUACCAAGAAGGAAAUCAUCGUAUAAUUUACUUAGUGUACCGUCAAAAGGAAAAGUUGCAUCUCAAAGGUGAUCACCAUCAUCCAGAUUCACUGAAAGUUAAAAGAGAAAAUUUUUCUACGCGACAUUUCGUCAAUGAGUACAGAUUAGGAGCACCAUUUGCAAUCAAUUGGGCAGAAGUGGACAAAAGCCCUGACAUCAUAUUUACUCCAGACAUGGAUCCUUACGAAGAUGAAGACGAUUCGUGAAAAGGUACCUCUCCACAAAAAUCAAGGAUACAAAAGAAGGAUUGAGAAAGAAAUAAAUAGAAAAAUAAAAUUAAAAACACGUAUAUAUUCUUGAAGUAUCAAAAUAUAAAAGGGUGUCCUGCCACGAAUUUUAAAGGUUAUAAAUUGAUUAGAAUAUUUUUAGCAAAGAACACAAAUUUGCCUGCACUGCAAAUCGAUUUGCAUCUCAGUGUUUGACGGAUUCAUUGAAGAGCCACCUAGGUAUGUCUUGUCAUCUCAGUUGCAAAUAAACAUGAAAAAUGAAAAAAUGCGUAAAACAUGGUUUAAGUAUUACAACUUUAAAAAGACAGGACGUUUCGAGCUUUCAUAUGACCAUCACUUCAAUUUGGUUCCAAUAUUCCUCGAGUGUAUACAAAUACUAAACUUAAGCACUAUCAAGGAAUAAUUACAUCGACAGAGCUAUCAAUAGGGCUGCAACAUUUUUCAGGUCCAAGAAGUGUCAACUUUCUUAGAAUUUAUUGUUUUUGCACAAAAUGAAAUGCUUAAAUAAAAAUACCCGAAAUACAAAUUCAAA
Bemisia tabaci is the source of this 1101-nucleotide messenger RNA. RefSeq names its product protein D2. Lineage: Eukaryota; Metazoa; Arthropoda; Insecta; Hemiptera; Aleyrodidae. The record is from RefSeq and is a predicted model, not a curated record.